AUGCUGGCCUUCUUUUGCGGCUUCCUUCUCGUGCUGUACCAGGUUUGUAAACAGAAGAGUCGGCGGGAAUACAGUGUCGCAACACUUAGAAUUGUCUAUUCCCGCACCAGCCUGUCUUACGGGCGGACUACUACUACUACUACUACUACCACUACUACUACUACUACUACUACUACUACUACCACCACCACCACUACUACUGCUACUACUACCACUACUACCGCUGUUACUACUAAUACUACUACCACUGGCGGGAAUACAGUGUCGCAACACUGAAGAAAACUUUUUCCCCCGUCUACCACCACCACUGAUACGGAGAAUACUACUAAUAAUCCUACUAUUAGUACUACUACUACUACUACUACUACCACCGCCACCACGGCUGCCAAUGCUACUCUACCAACGCUUACAGUAUGGGUAACUAACUGCAAUAAUACUAGCAUCAGUAACGGAGUGUUGCGACACUGGUAUCCAACCGAAGAGUCUCCUAAUUAAAGAACUACAUAUCCUCCUGAUAUACAGUAGGUGUUCAAAUUCAUGAAAUGUCGUGGUAAAAAUGUGUGCGAGAAGUACGUCAUGCAUUUGGUGUCGUUAUUUGCGUUUAUUUAAGUGAUUUGAAGCGCAGAAAGCAUUUACUGAUGACGGGGUUCAUUUCAAGUCAGUUUUAGUAAAGGAAAGCAGGCCAGAUAUGGGUGAAAUCAGACAUUUCUUGAUAUCCAGAUAGUUUUAAAUACUACUGAAAUUCGAAGAUCAAAACUCCAUGUUUAUAAGCAUUGUGUUGUAAACAUUGGUUGAAAUAAACAGGAAAAGGACGAAAUAAUUCCCUUCUGGAAAAGGAAAUUAGAUUUUACUUCCAUGAAGAUCAGGUGAGAGCAGGUUUGACAAUUUGCACUGUAUUCAAAAAAGGACCAAAAUCAGCGUAUAGAAUUCUUUUUUGUAAACUAUGGCGUUUCGUGCCAUAAAAGUUAGCAAUAAACUUGUUCGACAGUAGAAAAUCAGGCGAGGGCGAGCUUGAGAAAUUUCAUUGUUUUCAAGAAAAGAGGGUCAAGAUCGAAUUAUAAAAUUCUUUUUUUGGAAGUUUUUGGCUUUUCGUGCCAUAAAAUUUAGUAAUUAUUUUGUUCUAAAAUAGUUUGUUUUACCACACCGAGAACCAAUAUGCGUAAACAGACAUAUAUUGAGUAUGCGCGACAUGCUGCCACUUUUCUGUGUGUCACGCCGUGCGAUAAACAUGUCCAGACAGUGUCUUUCAGCAGUCGACUAUGAAAGGAUAGGGAAAUUCGUCGCGGAAGGGUUGUCGCGUGAGUCGUUAACAAGUAUUUUUAAUAUUAAUAAGGUUACUCUGUGACGAAUACUUACUGAUAGAACCUUACACAGAAAUAAGCAGAAUAGACCAAAACGGUCCACAUAAAAAAAUUAUCAUUAUAUGCUCAUUAAGACCAUUCACAGGGAACAUUUGCCGGCUAGAUCAUAGUUGGUAGCCAAGCCCCGUGUUACCGGUGGCUGAGGGGUUUGUUUACUGGGGCUAUUCUGCGGGACUCCAUAAUCACAUCUGACCCACUUGGCUUCCGUUUUACGUCUGAGGUUAGAAAUAGGGUACCGGUUAAUGGUUUCCGAUUUUCGGGUUAGGGUUAUGCCUUUAGGCUUAGGUUUUUGGGUUACGGUUGGGGGUUGAGCGUAUGAUUAGGUUUCAGUAUUACGGUUAGGUUUUCCAGUUACGGGUAUGUCUAAGGACUAUGGUUACGUUUACAAUUUGGGCUAGGGUUAGGCUUGCCGUUAAGGGUAACAGUUAACGCUUAAGUUUGAGGUUAAGGUUAGGGUUGGGGUAAGAUUAGGGUUAAGGUCGCCGUCCGGUUCCCCAUUCCUGGCCACCAACUGCGCUCUAACCCAUCUACCGAUGUGCUCCAUGAACAUAAUUAUGAAAAGGAUGCGGGAAUUUGAAAUUCAUCAACAAAAGACUAUGAUUAAGCCGUUUUUAACUAGAAAAUUUAUAAGUGAACAUUUUUUAUUUGCCAAGAAAUAUAAUAAUUACCCGCCCUCAAUCUAGAAGAGCAUUUACUUCUGCUAUGGGGUCUUAUUUCUAGACAAGCCAAUGAAGUCGACCCAGAUGCUCGUAUGUGGCAAAAAUUUCCCGAAAGAGCACACUGGUCCGAUGGCUACCUUGAAGAACUGUCAGCAGUUAAUGGUUUGAAUGACGAUUAAAUUCGGAGAGCGGCUAGUCCGGCGGUCGACCACGGACACCAUCGAAAGCAAGGUGUUUGUCAGCAUUUUGAACGAUGUGUUCGAUUACAACGACAUCCACCGACUGGACAUCAUCAUUUUACACGAAAAUACUCCUGUCCAUCGUUCUAAAGCAGUAUGAAUCUAAUAACGCAUUUAACCGUAAUUUGACUUUUCAGACAACAGCCAGCCCCGCCGCAUGUAGACUCCAGUCGAUUUUUAUCCCUGCCAACAGCUUAGAUCUCAGUUCCAUCGAAAAUCUUUUCGCACUUAUUAAAAGACUUUGACACAAGGCAAACAAAGGGCUUUCCGUGCAAGAAAAGCUUGAUUUUAUGCUAGUUAAUCACAUUAAACAAUCGACUACAGACAACUUGGCUAUCCCCAUGUCUGAAAGACUUUCUGCUGUGAUAAAUGCAAAUGGACAAUCAAAAAAGUACUGAUCUUUUGUACUUGCUAUUAUUUUUCAUGAUUUCCCCUAUUUCACGCGUCCCUCUACAUUAUGCACCCUUAUAAUUAGCCAUAUUUAGGCGAUUUGUAAUAUAGCCAUUUUCUGAAAUUCUAGUUUUCAGUGAAAAUUAAUUACUUCUACGUUAGUAAAUAUUAAUUUACAACCCCAACUAUGACUUCUUUCAAAGAACAGUCGUUUUUCCCUUCUGUAAGUCAUUGAGGAACGAAGGUUUGGCGGAUUUUAUGUUAGAGAGAUGUCCUUGUGCUAACUCAUUACAUUUCACAAGUUAGCACCCCUUCUGUAUUUCAUGAUUGUCCACGUUCUUUGGAUUCUCAUAAAGUUGUAACUGAACGUAUUCUUUUUAUGUCUGUCUCUAAGGAUAAUGAAUCUUGGACUUCAUUCUUUGAACGAAAAGAAUAUUUUGGUUUAAAAAGUUUUCAAUAUACAGUCAGUGACUGAUCUCAUGAAAUCUUAGCCGAAAUUCUGAAACGCGUCUUUAAUUAGGAGGGAGUCCUAAGGUGGGAUUGUAAUACUAAUUAUCAUGUAGCGCAGUUCGAAUAUAUGGUCGCAUCUUAUUUAGUAGCCGUACCUGCAGUAGACAAGCGCCAGCCUAACCCCCUACAGGUACGCCUACAAAAUAAGAUCUUGCCGAAUAUAUUUCUGUCGAGCCAGGAUGCUGGCUUUUGGCUGAACGUUUUUUCCUGUUGUCUACAAAAACCGCACCUAGCAAAAAGUGAAAUCCUUAGUAGUAUGCGUUUUUCUCAUUGACUUUCGAUGCUUUUGCGCACAAAAUCAUAUUUCACAUAGAGCAGGCUCGAAAUAUCCUUUUUUGUAUUCAUGUUGAAACAAAUCACGUCUCCUUUAAAUUUUAUGCUCGAAGGAAGGGUGUCUCUACGGUUCUCAAAUGUCUACAAUUAUAAGAAUUUUUAGGACUCUGAUAUGCCCAUUCAGUUAGCAUUGUACCUUUCAUCUAUUAAUGCAAAAUUUUACGAGCCCUAUAUGGUGUCUUCCUAAUGGCAUAGUGUUAUGACCCCGCUUCGUACUUGAAAGCACGUGGGAGCGUAUGCGUACCCAACUCGUGUCCCCAAUACAAACGCGGCAGAGAAGGAGAACGCGACGGGCCACGAAAAUGUGUGGUAGAAAAUUGCAAGUCAAGAUUAACUGGAAGUAACGCCCUACUGUGGUUCGUCGGCAUUCGGCCCAAUGCCCUUCGGGAAUAACAUUCCAGACGAGCCGUUCGAUAAGUCGAAUACGCAGAUCGAUCAGGCUCGAGGGGAAAAGCCAUUGGAGAGCCGCCACGAUUAAGAUGACAGCGCUGUAGAGAAAACGCAUGCGGCCUCCAGUGAUUGGUUGGCUCUUGUUUUCGGGAGUAAAGCACUCCCAACACAUAGAGAGGUGUGCGGUUCUCCUUGCAUGGAAAGUAUAAAGCUUGUAGAGCGCAAACCCUAACCGCAAAUGUAAAUACGGGUCGCGUUCAAAAUUAUUGGGGAUUUGAGAACCCUGCUGCCAUCUGUGGAACGCUAUUCAAUUUACUGCCCCCCAAUGUCCUCGGUUUCGUACGCGGUCAACAACAUUACCGGUUCCACCACAAAGGCACAAGCGCUAGCAACUUACCCACCAAAAAAAACAGGCUGCACAAAGCCUACACUGACCGCCGGACAGAGGCAAACAAAGCGACCUUCCGUGGGUGUCGCCGCUCUGUACAGCGACGAUUGCGGGAGAUGCAAGAGGCGCCUGGAUGGUUUGGAAGGCCGGGGAGAUCCAAGGGUAUGCGGACUGCAAUGACACAAAGGACUUCGUCGCAUCAGCCUAGGCGGUCUACGGCCACACAGCCAAAGGAACUGUCUCGCUUCUCAAUCUUUAUCUUAAGAUUGGGUAUGACCGGCUGACGACGGUUAAUAAGCCGUUCCAGUCCCCCUUGUCUUUGUCAGUAAUACCAUUCUGCCUAUAUUAUGCGCCGCUGUGCGGCCGCUGGUUGAGUUGGAGAGAGGGAGAACCCUAGGACACAAGGGUACGAGCGAGUUCCGUAAAAACGAUCGGUGAGCGUCUCUCUACCAGGCGACUACUGUUAGUCGAAGCAGUUGACGUAAACAUACACCUUGCCGGCUUCAAUUUGACCGACUUGCUCGUUAGAAAUUCGCAAUUAUGUGUUUCUGCUUCGAGUAAAAAUUGUGUCCCAGGAACGGCAGAGAAAAGUAAUCAACGACUGCCAACUUAAGAACGUGUUUUCAUCGUUAAAACGUUUUACCAGACAGACAACCGGUGUAAGACACGCCGCCGAUUUCAAGAAAAGUCUGAUCGAACACUAGAAAAGACACGACAACCAGCCACAUUCCCCGCCUUGAAUCAACGGGUUCGUACAAAGAUCGGCCAGGAAUGGGGAAGCGGACGGCGACCUUAACCCUAAUCUUACCCCAACCCUAACACUAACCUCAACCUUAAACGUUAACCGUUAACCCUAACGGCAACCCUAACCCUAACCGAAAUCGUAAACGUAACCGUAGCCCUUAGACAUACCCAUAACUGAAGAAACCUAACCGUAAUACUGAGAACUAAUCGUACGCUCAAACCCUAACCGUAACCCGAAAACCUAAGCCUAAAGACAUCCCUGACCCGAAAAUCGGAAACCAUUAACCGGUACCCUAUUCCUAACCUCAGACGUAAAACGGAAGCCAAGUGGGUCAGAUGUGAUUAUGGAGCCCCACAAAAUAGCCCCAGUAAACAAACCCCCUCGCCACCUGUAAUACGGGUCCUGGCUACCAACUGCGAUCUUGCCCAAAGAUCUUUCAAGACCUGGAAGACCAAAGUUUGUUUGCAACCUUGAAAGCAAUCAGAUUUUUAAAGUUGCCUUUGCUCCUAGUCCGCUAAGGUUUACAAGACGAGCUUCGCUAGAACUUGGUAUCUCUCAGUGAUCAGCUGUGAAAAUGCUGCACAAUAUUUAGGCUCUCCAUUACAACACUGUUGCGCACGACUGGCUUGAUGAGCGCUCCGCAGAAAAGUGGAUUGAACGUCCAAGUUCCAUUGAGUAUCCUCCUCGUUCACAUGGUCUUACACCUCUGCACGCUUUUCUUUAGGGUGUGCUGAAAAUCCCAGUCUACUCAGGGAAACCGUGAACUAUUCUGCGACUUGCCCCAAGGAAAGUGGAUUCUCGUACAAAAAUCAACGAAGUCUUGUGUCGAUUUGUGUGCUACUCCGUUCUUCACAGAAGUUCUGAGUGCAAUGAAUAACGCGGUCGACAUUUCCAGCACUUACUCUAAUUGUGCUCCUAAUGACUUUUAUUUCGUGUAUAGUUGAUUUAGUAAUGUAUGACCUGAAUAUCAGCAAAUUUUAUCAUUUGAACCAAGAGUUUUUGACUGCCCGGUUACUUCUGACUCACUAUGUAUUUUGAAUUAUUUCAUGCAAGGACUCUGUAUAAUUCAGAAGACGAAGGUGCGGUCACUGGAACAAGAAAUUUAUUGGUCUGACGCUUCGGAUUCUCACUCGAAUCCAUCAUCAGAGACAUUCGCAGAUAAAGGUGAUGGUGGCACAAGGAGUGCAGAACUUAUAGCACGUGGCUUCCGUGAGACCAUAUGCGACACUGUAAUUAACAGCUCUCGCAAUCACCGCUGGGGUCGUAAUUAAUGCGGUGGAGCGCAGAGGUGAACACUUUUCCCAACACCGGGGUCGGUGCGUCAGAUGGUCGAGCAAUCAUCACGCCAACAUCCAACGCACGUGAUGAAAUUGCAGCAAUUAUCGACUCGAAUGUCGGCCAUCAAGCAGUGAUCACACCAAGUGCGACGAUCCCGGAUGAAGGGGGGAGCCGUGAAUGUUCAUAGGUAUGCGGUAGAAUGGCUACUGCAUCCCAUAAAUACCGCAGCCCCUUGUGCAGCAACCACCCGUUUCUGCUUUUUUGUCUCUGAUGAUGGAUUCGAGUAGGAAUCCGAAACGUCAGGUUAAUAAAACUCUUGUCCCGGCGAUCGUGUCUCCUUCUUCAAGACAACUUCCUGGGACUCGUCUCUUCGCUUCUAUUAACUCUGUAUAAUGUUAUGUACGAAGUUAAAAUGCUGCUCCCUAUCAAUCAUAUGCCUGCUAGACAGACGGAGACUGUCACGUCAGACCUUCUCAAAUGCAUUUAUGCCUUCUCAUGAUCCUGAAAAGCAGACUACGCGCGUCAUAGUGACCAGAACUUCUCCAUGGGCGUAGGACAAUACAUGUCAACACUGAUUUGAGAUGCAGAGCGCCAAUAUAGUACUGUCCGGUGUUGUCUGGUGGCCGCGUAAUCGCCCCAUAACAGUGGGCAGUUAGAUUUCCGCAUGCUACGACGUUCAUCACUGAGUGGGUGCAGCCCCGGGAAAUUGCCUACCGUCUGCCGCAAUCUCCCCUCUCUCACUCUGCUUCGGUGGAGGAUAGCGUUAAGGCGAGCGGCGGUUGAUGCCGGAGCGGUGACUGACAGUGCUAAACAGUUGGUCUACGCGUGCUAUGCACGGCCUGGUUUCCACUCUUUAUGAAGGCUUACAGAGGGGAGGGGGGCUUUCAUAAUACCGAUUUAAAUCAUACAUGGGUAGGAGUGUCAUAAAGGCCAUACUGAGUAGGAGUCAUUGCAGUGAGGCUCUCAGUCCUCCGGCCACUACAUUCUACUCCCAUGAGAACCGAGUAAUGUCGUAAAUCGGCAACCUACUAAGCUAGAGUUGAUAGCGCGUCGCGAUAGACCCUAGCAUGUCAGACUGAUUAUAAAUAAUAAAUGCUGCUAGGUCGUGCAUACGGGUCGUUACUGCGGCAACGCCUCCUCUUCGUCGACACACGCACACAGGCUGCACAACCUGUGCGGUGAAGAGCUUAACGCAAGCCCUAGUCAAGAGGCAAAUAGCUCAAGAUCCACAUUUGGCGCGUUUUAGACUGCCGUCAAGUGUCCCCAUCUUCGCCCGUCAUUUUGGUCAAACAAUCGACCGAGAUAAGCAUCCCUCCGUAGUUUAUUCAGUGUCCUUCUCUAAUGAUCUGGCAGGAAGUUAAUGAGGACACGCCCUUUUCCUGCCGAGAGCUCACUGGGAAUGAUGACUUCAGCAUCCGCUUUUUACUUCUCAUCUUCUGCCAUUAAAAUAAGAUAAGUGGUCGAACAGGCGUCUGUUUCACUUACAAAAACCACAGCCUACAAAGAUUAGGCGCCGCGGCGGACAAAUAUUCGAACGAAGGAGUCAUUUGCAUUUGCGUUAGAAGCUGGACGCGAUGGACUGCGUCUAUGCUUCUAGCAGAAGCCCACGACAUUUUGGACGUUAUUAAACACCGCACGUCUUACCUUGCUUCAUAUCGAAGCAAUAGAAAUGUCGGGCUAUGAAUUUAGUAUAAUAGCCUCUUUCCCAACGAAAGAGACAGAAUAAAAAAAAGUUGACAAAGUCUCUUCCAAAAAUUAGCAGUAAAAAGUGAGUUGCUGGUGCGCACUGCACCUUUUCCCCAUGAUUAUUGGUAGCUUAAACUUACCUAGGUAGUGCUUCUACAGUGAGUGACUGAUCUCAUGAAAUGUUUACCAAAAUUCUGAAAUGCGUUUUUGAUUAGGAAGGAUUACUUAGUCGUCGUUGUAACACUGAUUAUCUUCCGGCAUAAUUCUAUGAUAUUUCGGACUCGGCAAGAUGUCGGCUCUUGAAUGCAUUUCUUUCCAAUCUCCUGUAGGAACCGUACUCGGUAAAAAAUGACUACUCAAAUAGCAUGAAUUUUUCGCACUGAUUUUCGAUGAUCUUAUAAAAUCAAAUAUGUUUUCUGGAAGGCAUGCUUUAAAAUAUUCCUUUUUCACUCGUUUAACAGAAAAUCACGUUAACUUUAUAUUUUAUACUUGAAGAAGAAGUAUGUUUAGGCUUUAAAAAAUGUCUCUUAUUAUGAGAUUGAUGUCCAUUCAUACAGCAUCGUACCUUUCCGUUUGUCACUGCUUCUUAAGAAAUGCACAGCAUAGUCCGCAUCCAUUGCAAAAUUUUAUGGGCUCAAUAUGGUAUCUUUUUAAAGGGAUAAAGAAAUAUACGAUUUUCCUUACGCGGAAGGCAUGUAUCUUGUUGACUAAAAUCACCAGGCGCUAAUGCAACGGCUGAUCCGGCCCUAAAUUAAUCAGGAAUUCGAAAACUUUUUUAACACAUAAGUAUACUCCAUCUUCAAGCAUAAAAUAUAAAGUUAACGUGAUUUUCUAUCAAGUGAGCGAAAAAAGAAUAUUUUUGUGCAUAUCUUCUAUAAAAUAUAUUUUAAUUUAUAAGAUCAUCGAAAAUCAGUGCGAAAAAUUCAUGCUAUUUGAGUAGUCAUUUUUUACCGAGUACGGUUCCUACAGGAGAUUGAAAAAAAUGCAUUCAAGAGCCGACAUCUUGCCGAGCCCGAAAUAUUUUAGGAUUAUGCCGGAAGAUAAUCAGUGUUACAACGGCGACUAAGAAAUCCUUCCUAGUCAAAAACGCAUUUCAGAAUUUUGGUAACCAUUUCAUGAGAUCGGUCACUUACUGUAUUUCCAUCUAAAACGCACACCACGUUCCGCUUACUCUUAAGGGAAAUAAAAGUGUCUGUCUUGGUCCAAAGUACAUAAGCAUUGCGGGGAUUUUGAUUGUUCUUAUGUCAUACUACCCAGCAUAGCAUUCAAGAAGGGCGUAACUUUUAACAAAAAGGAAGCCUAUCGUAGGUAAGGAAACCGAGGCCGAUGGCGAUGAAGAUGCUGAUGCUGUUGUGGCGAUGACGGGGAUAAUGAUAAUGACGAUGACGGUGGUGAUGGCGGUGCUCGUGUUGCUGCUGCUGCUGAUGAUGAUGAUGAUGAUGAUGAUGAUGAUGAGGAGGGUGAUGAUGAUGAGGAUGAUGAUGAUGAGGAUGAGGAUAAUGAUGAUGAUGAUGGUGGUGAUGAUGAUGAGGAGGAGGAGGAGGAGGAUGAUGAGAAUGAUGAGGAUGAGGAUGAUGAUGAUGAUGGUGGUGGUGGUGGUGGUGGUGAUGAUGAUGAUGAGGAUGAUGAUGAUGAUGAUGAUGAUGAUGAUGAUGAUGAUGAUGAUGAUGAUGAUGAUGAUGAUGAUGAUGAUGAUGAUGAUGAUGAUGAUGAUGAUGAUGAUGAUGAUGAUGAUGAUGAUGAUGAUGAUGGUGAUGAUGAUGAUUAUGAUUAUGAUGAUGAUGGCGGCGGCGGCGGCGGUGGCGGCGGCGGCGGCGGUGGCGGCGGCGAUGGCAGGUAAGAUUUAAAUUGCCGGCGACUAUAGCUAGGGUGCCUUUCAUCCAUUCUAUUAAAUAGCCCAGUGGAACGUUUAAAUAGACUUUUUCUCAUACAGAAUAUGCUUUAGCGUUAUCUUUUUAACGAACAGCGAGGAACCUUAAGACAUAAACCGGGCGGUUCUCUAAAUCUAGGAGCUUUCCUAUGCUUACAAUUGUUGUACUGUAAGCUCACUUUCUUACGAGUAUUCCUGUGUGAUUGUGUACGGAGAAAAGUGAGAAAGAUUCACACGAAAAUCCUUAGCAGGUUUGAAAGGAGGUCCUUCUGUCCGCUCAACUCAACUGAAACAGGAAGGCGGAAAAGCCAAUACUAUUUCAAAUUAGCGCAGCAUUUUUGUCCUUAAAAAUGUAAAUGUGUACCUUGGCGAAUUUCUGUGCCGUUCUACCCCACCAGCAGUUUAUAAUCUUAAAUUGAAAUUACAGAAGGAGCUAUGAACUGAUGUGUCGGCUAUCUAUACCUCUGACUACAGAUGGUAAGGUAGAUAAAACUUGUUUGAACUAGUUUAACCUACUACGCUCAUUCUGGCGUGACUAUGAAUGGAACGUAGAUGGCUCAAAUUGACUCCAAAUAAGUGGCGACGCAAACUUUUAUUCGGCCAAUGCACGAAAGUUUUCUGCGCUAGUUAGGCAAACUAGUCCAUUCUCUAUCCGAACUUUCUUCAACAACUGGCCGCGGGAGUAUGCUUGUCGAAAGUGGAGUGGUCAAAAACACAAAGAUCUUGAAGCAGCUGCCGCAAUCAGUCUCUCCAGGCAAGUUGUCCAAUCCAAUCCGUCUUCUGAGACCUCGGAUUUGGGAAUCUUCGUGUUUUCGACAACACCAUCCUGAAAAUUGGUGACCCCGACGUGAUCCGUACAGGCUUUUGCCUUUCGAGUGUCGUAGCAGACGAAAUCAAAACAUAACACAUCUCUCUCUCUUUCCUCUUCCAGGCAUUAGUCGAAUGUCCGAGCCGGACAGUCGACUGGUGCGAGGAUAUCACAAAUAGGAAGGUGAUCACCAGCAUUUCAAUACCCUGUUGGGCUCGACAGUCUCUGCGGGCAGUCGACAGACAACACAAGCUUCUGGAAAUACAUAUUCAACUGACAGACCGAAAAUGGAACGUUCAUACUUUGUUCUGUUAUUAUUUUAUAUAUAUAUAUAUAUUUUAUGAUAGUGGGCGCUCACCGAUCAGGUUACGGAACAUGCUCGUUCCGUUGUGCCUUGGGGCUCAUACUUAAACCCUCGCAGGCAGUCGCACAGCGACUAGUGAUAUAUGUUGGAAAGGUAAUACCGAUCGGUGAGCGCCCACUAUCAUAAUUAAUAUUCCCGAUCACAACCGACAGGACAACGGGCCCGUGGCUCAAUGGUAGAGCGUUCAACUCCAUGACCAAAGAUCCCGGGUCCGAAUCUCAAGUGAUCCACACUUGGGGUUGGGUAUGACUGGCUGAUGACGGCUAAUAAGCCAGAAAUGGCCAUUCCGGUCUCCCUUGUCUUUGUCGGUAUUACCUUUCCAACAUAUAUAUAUAUAUAUAUAUAUAUAUAUAUAUAUAUGUUAGGGGGCGCUCACCGAUCGUUCAUACGGAACUCACUCGUUCCGUUGUGCCUUAAGGGCUCUCUCUCGAGCCCAACCAGCAGCCGCGCAGCGGCGCAUGAUAUAUAGGCAGAAUGAUAUUACCGACAAAGACAAGGGAGACUGGAAUGGCCAUUUCUGGCUUAUUAGCCGUCGUCAGCCAGCCAUACCCAAGCCCGAAGUGUGGAACACCCGAGCCUCGAACUCGCGACCUGUUGGUUUAGAAGUCAACGCCUCUACUCACCGGGCCACGAGCCCGUUGCCCUGUCGGUUUUCGAUCGGGAAUAUACAAUGUUAGGGGGGCGCUCACCGAUCGUUCAUACGGAACUCACUCGUUCCGUUGUGCCUUAUGGACUCUCUCUCGAGCCCAACCAGCAGCCGCACAGCGGCGCAUGAUAUAUAGGCAGAAUGAUAUUACCGACAAAGACAAGUCAACGCCUCUACUCACCGGGCCACGAUAUAUAUAUAUCAAGUGAAUAAGUUCAGAAACAACUCAGUGCAGGACUUGGAGUUAAGUCUCCGGGACAUGACUUUUUAGGGUCAGAACCGAAAUUUCAAUGAACAUUUGAGUCGAAGACAAUCAACUAGUGUGGAAUAACCAUGUUAUGUCCGUUCUACAAACAAGUAGUACUACGAGUAGUAUGAAUUCCAUAUGGUAAAGGUAUUAAACCGUACUCCCGACAUAGAUACAUGCUAAAAGCCCAGACAUGUGUUUUGCCGAUAUUCUGCCGCUGCGUAACACAGCUGCGAGGGGUUCGGCUCCUCAGUGGGACCCCUCGGUGACAGGUGGCGAGACACUGAUGAACUUCGGUUCGAUGAAGUGCUUAUGACCCAUCUGGUAGGCUUCAGUGGUGGACCGACUGCGCCAGGUGCGUCUGUGUGCAUGUUUGUGUUUCUGGUCCCAGCUGCUGGUGGUCAGGGUUAUGAUUGGCUGAAUGAAGGCAGAAUAAGCCCGAAACAGUGCUGUAUCAAUCUACCCGCAUUCUCUGUCGUCCCUCCUCGCUGCUAUUAUGACUUGGCCGACUACGGCCUGGUAAUUGGUUGCCUGUUCGUGACCUUUGCCACACAUACGGAUCUUGUUUGCUUUGUGAAGCCAAUAGAUCGGUGUGCGCCCAUUCCUGAUUGAUAUAUAUAUAUAUACAUAUGGGUGCUGAAACCACUUAACGUGGGCGUUGGACAUCGACCGGAAGCCACCAUCCGCCGAUUAGUCAUGCAGCCAAAGGGUAGGCUGCCCCCUGAGGACAUGUCAGGUGUCAUUUACCGCGUCAGCUGCCUAGACUGUCAGGCCAACUAUUGCGGCAUGACAAACAAACGACUUAAAACGCGCACACAUGAGCACGCCUUAGCCGUCAAGCGGAAAGAUGCGCGCUCACACGUCGCCAUGCACAGUCUGGAAAAUGACCACCGCUUUGACUUUGACGGCGCCCAAGUGCUCGGCCGAGCGGAAAACAGACUGGCGCGAGAAAUAAUCGAGGCCUGGCAAACAGACGCCAACUCCAUCAACCGCUGCGUCGACCUACCGGCACCAUACGAGGCCGCCAAACACCACCUACGCACCAGGGGAGGCCUAAUGAGGAUAGAAAUUGACGGCCCUAUCAGGCGCGAGCGAGAGGGACCUAUUUAAACCGUGUAAUUUUCUAAUAUUUCCUAUCUCCGAUGAUGCGCUCGAGUAUGAGUGUGAAACGUCAGAUGAAUAAAUCAUCAUUCUCAGAGCUCGCCUUACCAUCUUCUUCAGGAAAUCAGAGAAAUUUAUCCUCCUUCCAGUCAAUCAAGACGGACAAAAUGGCAAAAAGGAAUACAGACCGUCCGAAAAACAGGCGGUCUUGCGCUACAUUCCACGAAGGGUAUCUAUUCUCGUACUGUUCGCUAUUUUCGAGAUAUUUGAUGGGCUUGUACGAUUAGUGGCGUAUGAGCACUGAUAAACCGUUGGCCUCUCGCGGUUUCCUACAAAAUCGUGCCUACGAGUCUGAUGCCAGCAGGAUGAGUGGACGGGCCAUGAGCAAGUCAGCACGAGAGACAAUGGAGUCACAAAUCGAUCAACAGAUGCGUUGAGCUCCACACCUCUCAGCCCAUCCUGCCCAAUCAGACUCAAGGACGCUGACUCACCUCCUUAUUGGUUAACGCAGCCAUCUGCAUGGACAUGAUGCGAAUUUUCUCGACGAGUGCGUAUUUUAAAGUCCUUCAGCUACUCCCUCUUUUAUUCUUAGAAACAGCUAAAGUCGGGAACUUCAAGACAAUUAGCUCCGUUUGCUAAUUUUAUACUCUUCUUUUCUACCCAUUGAUCCUGCAAGGGAUUCCUUACUAAUUAUGAAAGCUGGCAUGCAGGUGAGACAGUGCCAGGAUUUAAGCAGCUAAUUGGACACUAACAUGGCGGCGGAUAAAAAGCGUUCUGGGUGUUUCGAAAAAGCAGAACACGCUUUCCACGCCACCCCCGUCCGCCAGCAGAAUUGGGCAGGGAAGCUUUUGCAGCAUUCAAUUAUUCAUCUAUUUUUAACUACGGUUGUCAUCCUAAGCUAGCAAAAACCCCUCCGCGGAGGAAAGACCUCGGAACUAGCGUGCGCCAUAACAAUAUGAUGCCAUAAAUAGGGGCUAAUUACUAACUCAAAUGAAGUUCAGCAUACCGAGAAAAUACUUUCGUGAGAUACCUUCUUCAGCGUUCCUCAAUUGGUCAGGUUGUCGGAGUGUGUGCCUGGUUUGCGGAGACUGGAAUAAAGGCCAAUAGGCUAAUAGGACACACCCCAUUGCAAUUUGCGUCGGGCGGUCAAAAUAAUUUAUUUGUUUCCGUUUCCGUGUGCGUCGUUGAUCAGAAGAGCGCCCUCCUGGGUUCGAAAAGUACAGUAGGUGGGCUAAAUCAUGAAAUGUCAACCGAAAUUCCGAAAUGUGUUUUCAUCUCGAAAAGAUUAAUUAAGUAGGGCUGUGAAAUUAAUCAGUCUUCAGUAUAAUUCUACAAUAAUUCAGUUACAUCAGAAUGCCGGCUUUCGAGCAAACUUCCUUCCGGCGGCAUACAGAAACUAUACUAUGUAAAAAAGGACUACUUAGUUGGCAUGCAUUUUUCUCAUUGAUUUUCGAUGCCCCUAAAAGUCCAAUUAUAGUUCGUGGAAAACAUGCAAUAAAAUAUUCAUCUUUUCGCUCAUUCGGUAGAAAACUACGUCGUCUUUCUAUUUUAUACUCGAAGGAGGGACGUAAUUCGGUUUUUAAAAAGUGUCUAAUUGUGAAACUUUUAAAUAGCGUGAAAUGACCGUUCAUAAAACAUCAUGUCUCCGUAUUUACCAAUGUGGUUUGUAAAGUUAACAAUAUGACUGAAAUGCACUGAUAAAUUUUAUGAACCCCAUAUGGUCUCCUCUCAAUACCGUAGAGAAAUGUGUGGUUUUCUGUACCCGGAAAAUACAUGGCUUAUAGUUUGAAAAUCCUAAAUGCAGGUGUGACGGAGAAGCAGGUUCAAAAUUAUUCGGGAAUUGGAAAAGUUUUUGAAAACGGAAUAAUACCCUUCCUUCGAGUAAAAAAUAGAAAGAAGACGUCAUUUUCUACGGAAUGAGUGGAAGAAUGAAUAUUUUUAUUCAUGUUUUCCAUGAACUAUAAUUGAAUUCUUUAGGGACAUCGAAAAUCAAUGAGGAAAAUGCAUGCUAAGUAAGUAGUCAUUUUUUACAGAGUAUAGUUUCAUACUAUGCAGCCAGAAGGAAGUUCGUUUAAAAGCCAGCAUCCUGAGGUAACUGAAUCAUUAUAGAAUUAUCCUGCAGACUGAUUAGUUUUACAACCCCACUUAAUUAAUCUUUUCGAUACGAAAACGCAUUUCGGAAUUUCGGUCGACAUUUCAUGAGUUAGCCCACCUACUGUAGAAUCCGAACAGAAGCGUAGGUAGGACAGUGCAAUAACUUCCACCGUUACGUACACCGGAACCAAAGAGACAACUUUGUUGUUCGGAUGUGUAAGAGGAAGACCUGACUGUAGUAGGUUUCUUACUGGCGAUGGAUACCCCGAACCGUUCGAUAACGAAAACCACGGUUGAACGCCCGCCGACGACCGAAAGGAAAGACGUCUCUAUUUGAUCCACAUUUUCAGGAUGCUCAACCGCCCAGCUUCCGAAACGAUAUCAACCACAUCUCUUGUUAGUUUUUUUAUUGCUCAACCCCAAGGUGUUUUUUACGAAUCCAUAGCUUUUUUCACUCAGAGGUAAAAAGGAGUCGUUGCAGCACACGUCUAUGCAUUCACCUGAUCCCAUGGAGCAGGUUGCGUUGGUUGAACUACCCUAUGUCCUUGAAUGAGAAUUUUGCAGCACCUUUCGAUUUGAUUAGGACUGGAAGCGACAGGAAAGUUGCAUUUGAUCCCAUUCUAGCACACUUGUUUGGCACUGGUCAUUGUGUAGGCGUCGAUCAAGUCGUCACUUUGUUCUAUGCGGUGCUGAAUGACACCUCAUUGCCACGCAUUGUACUGGCAGAAGAAGCAUCAGUGAAAUCUCUUUUUAAAAAAGCAGUCAUCUCUUCUCUGAAGGACAUCGUACCGGUUCUGGCCGCUCCCCCGCCGACGAGCGUGUACGUGGGCUAUCAGCAUGCCAUAAAUCUCUCGCGGUGACUCAAGCAUUCCACACAACCUAUGAGUCAGCGUCUCUCAUAAACGAACUACACAUUCAGGCAAAGCAACCAUCGCCAAUAGAAGCGAAGAGACGAGUCCCAGGAAGCAGUCUUGAAGAAGGUAACACGAUCUCUGCGACAAGAGCUUUAUUACCCUGACGUUUCGGAUUCCUGCUCGAGCCCAACAUCAGAGACAAAAGCAGAUACGGGUGGUUCGUGCAUUAGGGACCAAGUCCAGGUCCUUCAGCUCCUGAAGUUCUACCUCUGGACGUACUUCACAUUCGACGGGACAAUCUACGUACAGGUGAAGGGCAGACCAAUGGGUUUGCCGAUUUCGGGAUUAAUCGCCGAGGUGGUCCUGCAACGGUUAGAGUCGCUGGUCUUCCAACAACACAAGCCGAAGUUCUGGGCCCGGUAGGUGGAUGAUACCUUCGUCGUUAUCGACAGGGAUCAACUGCUAACAUUUAAGGAACAGCUGAAUGCGGUCUUCCCAGAUAUACAAUUUACGACGGAGGAGGAAGAGAACAACCAGCUGGCCUUCCUGGAUGUCCCCAUACGCCGCAAAGAUUGUGGGGAACUAAAGACCAAAAUGUUCAGGAAAGCGACAAAUACGAUGCAAGUACUGAACUUCAACAGCAACCACCCAAUCAGCCGCAAACGCUGUUUUGUAAGGACGCUCUAUCGGUGUGUCGAAACGCCCUGCAGUGAGCCGGAAGACAAGAUUUCCGAACUACAAUACCUCCGACGGGUCUUCAAAGCCAAUGGCUACCCGCGCAACUUCGUCGACCGGUGCAUACGCAAAAGGGACGAAAGGCCUAACCGCAUGGAAACCAAAUUUUGGCGAACGCUUCCGUAUGUCAAGAACGUUUCGGAAGCUGUCGGCCGCCUUCUCGCACCACUUGGGGUUGGAGUGGCACACAGACCGGAGGCAACUAUCAGGUAUCAGUUAAUGAAACCGAAAGACCCGCUGCCACGGCUAGAAACGUCUGGAGUCGUUUAUCGGAUCUGAUGCAGUUGCGGACAAAGCAACUACGUCGGAGAAACCGGAAGACAGCUCCGAACGAGAAUGGCCGGGCACGCUGCAGCGGUGCGGAGAAAUAAUAAGAGUUGUAUUUUAUGCCAGUUUACAGGCAUUGUCAGGGAAGCGUUAAACACAAAUCCUGUUCACCUGCCAUAAAUCUCUCACGGUGACUCAAGCAUUCCACUCAACCUAUGAGUCAGCGUCUCUCACAAACGAAUUACGCAUUCAGCCAGACCAACCAUCUAUGCGAAUACAUAUGUUGACCACAAACAUAUGCACCGAAGACGAUAGUUCGCCGAAGAAGCUCAUUGCCAUGUUGAUCACCAUAUGCAACGCUCACAGAACAAAAUCCAUCUGGCAUUUUUUUGUAAACAAAUUACUUGUGACCUGUGUUUCCUUGCCAAACACUGCUUCCAUAUGCCCACCAGAUGGCAGAAUUUUAUUACCGACAAAGACAAAGGAGACUGGAAUGGCCAUUUUUGGCUUAUUAGCCGUCGUCAGUCAGUCAUACCCAACCCCGAUCGGUGAGCGCCCCUACCAUUGUAUAUUCCCGGUCGAACCCGACAGGACAACGGACUCGUGGCCCAGUGGUUAGGGGCAUUAGACUUCUAACUAACAGGUCGCGAGUUCAGGCCUCGGGUUUUCCUCACUUCGGGAUUGGGUAUGACUGGCUGACGAUGGUUAAUAUGCAAGAAAUGACCAUUCCAGUCUCCCUUGUCUUUGUCUGUAAUAGCAUUCUGCCUAUAUCAUGCGCCAUUGUGCGUCUGCUGGUUGGGCUCGAGAGAAAGCACGUAAGGCACAACGGAACGAGUGAGUUCCCUAAGAACGAUCGGUGAGCGUACCUGCUGGUCGGUUUAUAGAAUCGUCCCCAUCUGAAUAAUCUCCUUUACCCAAGUCUCAAACCCCACUUCCUGUUCACUGCCAUGGCCAGACCGCUUGCUUAUCAUUACGGAUCCAAGGAAGUUCCGAGAUUAUUUUUUAUAAACUUCUUUCGCAAAAUAACAUACUUCCCUAUUCGCACGGUCUUGUUUGGUUCACAAAACAAAAUGCUAAAUUAAGUCACGUCCUCAUGACUGAGAAACAUUUCGUCCCCUCUCUCCUCCCAGAAUCGCUGGACUUUCUAUCUCACAAAUCAUGGGUAAAGGUACUGCUCUGAGGUUCUUUUCCUCUAAUUCUUUCAUAAGGCAUUAGUGAUGUGACAAAAAAACGCCGCAGCCGCUUGUCGUUAUCGCGAGGUCACAGAGUUCGCAUGCCCGUUGUUAACAUCCAUCUUAUGUUUUUAUUUCCGCGUGUAAACGACACACAAACAGUCUUGGCUCGUCAGUCGAUGGGGUGACACGCUGCUGAUCAAGACUGAUGUUUGGGCUACGAUGCCUACGUCUUGAUGUGGUCAUUAUGACAUCCUUCUCCUUGUGGGCUCCGAAACCCGCUUUAGGGGAUUUGGUGCUCGUGGAGCUGGGGACCAGCUCGUGCGUGGCACGCGUAGACAGGCGGUCUAACCUUUUCGACCACUGCGCCCACGCUCGCCUUCGGUCUUCCUGACAUUGUCUUGACAUCGGAGCAAGGUGGAGUGCGGUAGAUGCUGCGCCCACUCUGUUGGACACUCGUUGGAAGUCAUCGCCUACGAUAGUCGGAAUGUCAGGCAAAAACAUCCUUGUACAGAGUUUAAGCGCCGAUUCCUGACUACGUACUGUUUGCGAGAUCUUCCGUUGGUUCUCGCUUCAUCGUGCUUCAAGCGUGCUGGUUAGUCAUUUGUCGACGGUAACCCAAGCAUGAUAUUUUGGAACAUGGCCAGAAGACUCAGCUAGCCACCACAGGAGUCAUCUGGCGCUGAAAGAGGUAUUUAAAUCCUGAACGGUGCGACAUCGGUGGAACAGGGAAUUUUUAACCUGAAAAACAUCGAUUCACAGAGAUCUGACAGUAAUGGAAAUGAGUGCAGUCGCAAUAUCUCCACAUAGUGCAAAGCAUAAAUGUUCCUGAAAGGAGUACCAAUAAAGACGCGGGAGACUAGACUGACCAUUUCUAGUUUAUUAGUCAUCAGCAGCCAGCCACACUCAACUCCAAUUUUGGGUCAUUUGGGACCCUCACUGACGAAAAGCAGACUGCUCAUGCCUAAGCUCUAAACAACUGACUAAGGAUGCAUGAAACCCCCGUCAUCAAAAACAUUUGGAACAGAAUCGUUCGGCCUUCAUACCCGAAAUUGCCCGUCAGUCCUUAUCAGUUGGAAUCGUGACUCUUCUCAUCAAAUAACUCUGUCCCACAGGGAAAUGCUAUGGACUCGCCGUCGCAUAGCCUAAUGUAGGCCAGCCUGUCUGUGGUUUCCACUCAACGCAGUCUCCGUGCUUAGCAAAACAGGAAGAAUGCUAACCGAAUACACUGAACGCAGAGCAAGAAUUCUCUUUGAUCUGGUAAUGCUGCUAUCGCUGGACGACUGUUACCCGGCGUGCGCCGGCAGUCAGCCGGUGUUUUUUGCAGUCUCAGUUCUGAGUUCAACCAAACAGACGGCUGGCUACCCAGCGCUCUAAUGCACCUACCCCUGCAUCCCAGUCGCUUGCUCCACUCUUUUUUUUCUGGCGACCAUCACGAUCUGAAAAGAGUAGUUGUGCCGUGGCGGGAGACAGAAAUCAAUGCAUCCAUCGGUUAGAUAGUAGGUGGUAGCCCUCCCGGUACCGAAAACUCCCAGCUACCUGACUUACGGGACCAGUGGUAAUAGGGGCUAUACGGAUGGGGCAAAUGAGUGGAGGCGUAAAUGGCGCUUGUAGGGAAUGCCUGGAAUUGACGAUCCUGAUAAAGUGGAAACCUAAUUUAUAUAAGGUGAAAAAUGCGAGGAAGGUGAACACUUCGGGUCUGAGUGACGUAUGAGACGCCUUGCUGUUGUAGUCUGAACCCAAGAGGUUGUAAGUGCGCGAUGUGGUAGGUGAAGUGCGCCCAGUUCAAACCCAGCAAUUUCGAAGCGCCCGGGGGGGGGUUGCCGUAGUGCCUUAAACUGGAAGUGCAGGAAAGGAUCGUUAACUGACCAUGGCGGUGUUUACAAGGCUUCACAGUUCUCAGCCAAACCCCUGCGACCAAAUACAACCGGACUGUUCGUAAAGGCGGGGGGUGGAGGGCAACACUCUGUCAAUACGACUGAUGCAGUUGAUGGAGUAUCGGUAGACACCCUAACUGAGCGUCGGUUGUCCUUACGUACACGAUCGCACCGGACUCUACUGGAGGUCUGGAGUAAAAAGACCCAAGGAUGCAGGCAAACCGACGAAACGGAGACCCGCGCCAAUCCGCCUAGGUUAGUACCUAUGCAAUUAAUCUGAUGCAGGUAAUACUGUGCGCACAUGCAACUAGAAACAUAAUAGGAAGCAUGAUGAAUCACAAUCCGUUUAGGAUAAAUCUUUCGCCUUUUACUAAGGAUUUCCGAGUGGGGGUGCAAUACAAUGAGUCUAUAUAGACAGUCUUGCAGCGCCUCGUUCUCGGGGCGGUUAAAGUGAAGAAGAAAGUCAUCCUGACAAGGCCUCUGUGCGUGCACCCCCCAGACAUAAUGAGAACGUUAUCACAGAUACCGAAAUCGAGCCAGUAGGUACAAUUGUAGAAUCAGUGGGCAGGACUACCAACUACCAUCCUGCCCAUCCAUCCCAAAGUUGGAGCGAUUAGUCAUCGCUAACGCGACGAUGUGUGUCCCCACCCCCUUUUGUGGUUGGGGGGUACGCAGGUGCACUUUUGGAAUGUACCGCGCGAUCCAGACAAGCAGCUGGGGGUCUGGUUUUGGACAAUCGUGUGUGUGCGAGACAUAGGGCGAGGCUACUCAGUCAAUUAAGAGGGAAUAUCGAUUGGUUCGCCCAGCUGUCAGACUCAUCACGGGUUGGUGACGUCUACCAAGCCGAAAAUGGGCCUCCAGUGUCCAGCCUUAUCACUUUAAGGACCCAUUUUGCGAGGACCAGGCCGUGUGUGGCACACCUGGGCUAUAUAGCUUUGACAGCCACUGCGCUCAAGCCCGCCUCCGAUCGUUCUAACUCCGUCUGCACACGGGGCCGAGGUGGGUGGUGGAAAAAGGAGUGUGGCAGAUGCUGCGUUCUCUACGAUGGACAGCUCCGCACGCGACGAUCGAACUGUCUUUCUGUAAGCAACGUCGCGUGUUUGCCCUAGUGUGUCGGCGCAACACGCCAAUUCCCAUACCUCAUUAGGCGGCAGCUUCACCAUCACCAAAUAUAGAGGGCGAACCCCGUAACUCUCUGAUCAUCUUGCAUGAAAGCAUGCGCUCGUUCCUUAUUCUAUUAAAGCUCUGCCUGUAUUUUUCUCAGACGGUCAGAUAUCGGCAUACAAUAGAAAUACCACUUAAACAGCGAAUCCCCAGGGUUCAACAUCCAAAAAGAUGACUGGGGUGAACGUGCUGUCGAAAAUAUCAUAUCCGAGCUCGACAACCAAAUGCAACGUCUGCCCAUCGGUAGCAAGUGACGGACAUGUACAGUACGUGACCUAUCUCAUGAAACCUGAUAACGGAAACUGAUAUGAGAAUUUCUGGACGUCUUUAACGUUGCGUAUUUUGCUCGCUCAUCCACUUCCUUCAAUGACACGUCCUUUUCUUGUGCAGAAAUUGUGUCAACGUAUCAAGGAAAAUAUCAAUAAAUUUUAGCGAAAAUUUACGUUGCCAGAAAUGUAACAAGCAAAACAUGAAUAGUUUCAGCAAAGUAUCAGUAUUUAUAUGGGCGCACUGCCAUGCAUUCAUAAUCGAAGAACGGAGUCUAAAAGAAAGUAAAAACAAUGAAAAUAACUUCGAUGUAUAGAGAAAAGUAUGUUCUUAGGUUUACGGUAGAAAAUAGUAGUAUUGUUUAGGAACAUGAAGGAAACGGCCAAAAGGGCCAAAUCUUUAUUUGGUCGCACCGUGCAGAAAUGCAAAGUACACAGAAAUCCGUCUACGGAGUGCAGUACUAAAACACUUUCUAAAGAGAUAACUUAUUAAGGAAAGUUUUCUAAUUGAUAUAAGGCAUAUUCGUUGUUGACUUUCGUUGUGGACAGUCAUUUACUUCGAAAAUGAAUUUUGAUGUUUGAAUGAGUCUUCACAUAUGACCCAAACGACCAUCCUCGUGAAAAGGAGCGCCCGAACACUCACUAAUUUGGUAAAUGACUUCAAUAAUUACCUUAUUUUAAAUUUCGCAACAGACAGGUAAUUCAGAAUUUGUCUUUAUGGACGGUAGGGUGAAAACAUUGAAAAUCCUGAAGUAUUCAGCAACAUUUCGAGGCCGAUCUGAAACUCAACGUAAUCCAAAAUGAACGAACAGUGUAAAUUAAUCUAACGAAAGAAAAUUUCUCUCUAUAAACACAAAAUGGUAUGUUUCAGAUCACGCCAUGCAGUUCUAUUUAAAUUUAUUAGGCAACGAUGGGCCUGACAGCAUGUCAUCUUCUGAAAUCUUUUGUUCCUAUGACGUCUCCAUCGGUGAAAUUAAGCAAAAUCCCAUUUGUCUUGUUGAACUCCCAUCCCAUUAAACUCAAAAGAAUCAAGGAUACCACGAAUCCCCGGAAAACUGUUUUGGAAUCUACACUCAGAAUGUAGGCAGUUGGCAAAUCACCACACAUGAAAUUACACUUAUUCUUAAUUGAUAUUCAGAUGUAAACUUCAAGUAAACACUACUAUUAGACGUUAUUUUAUUUCUGCUAUCAUAUUUACUACGUUUUUGAUAUGAGAAUACAUUCUAUACAUGUAAAAACGAAGUUUACUAGAUUACAGCCAUUUUUGGCGUUUUCACUGCGAUCUUCUAAAAAUAUUGGCAUUUCUAAACAACUCAACGCAAUCUUUAAUAUUUGUUUUAUGUUUUUAAUUCUUUAAAACUUGUGCUUAUUUAACAUAGACAUUGGACUCAUGAAAUGAGGUCGGUUUGCGAGUGAUUGGCAAUCAUUCCUAAAUUUCGACACCUUUCGUGGGUGAGGUAACGAACUGUAAGUAUGAAUUUCAGGGGAAGGGGUUGCUCAUAUUUCAGUCUUGCUACUAUUAAGUAGAAAGUGGGCCAUUUUCAGACUUCGGCCAAUGGAUCAGGCACGUUGUCAGACACCCCCAGCACCAGAAGUGAUGAUAACACUAAAAACCCAGCUGGCGUGAGGAGAGGCAUUUACGCCUGUUCGCUAUAAAUGCCUCAACGAGAGUUCUCGGACCGGAUCUGCUGCGUGAGGAGACCGUGGGAAGAGAUGGCGCCAAGGCUUGCAGUCCAUUGGCUGCUAAUUUUUAGUUCUCCCCCAUUUCCAGUUCAUUUUCGCCAGCUUAGCACCCAUUCAGCCAACCGUCUGGGCAGAAAUAGCUGAGCUGUUAAGCCCACGCCCUGUGGCGACUAAUGUUAGCCACCAGAUAAACAAGGAUUUAAGACGCAGCGCUCGGUACACCGUCUCCCAUACCUUGGCAAGUAUUUAAUUUCGAAUAUCAGAUUUAUGCGGGCGAAAAAAAGCUGGACGGUUAGGGAGAGAAGUGCUCCCACUCCAAUAAAAACUAGCACAAUUUUUUGUAGUUAGUCCUAGUCCCCCUUCGGAACGAGAGUACGGAUCUCCAGCGUGACGGUUUGGCAUCUCAAAAUACACCUCAAUCAAGUAACUUGCAGUGGCCGACCGAUGGAACAAACUACACUGGAUCGAUCACCGAGAUCAUUUGUUUAUUUUUUUGAGGGGCUUUCGAACGCGUCAAAGAUGACAGCAGCAAGUAAUGCAUGUGGAAUGACUAUCCGAAGGUGAUGGUAGGGGACGCUGACUGAUCGUUCUUACGGAAGUCACUCGUUCCGUUGUGCCUUACGGGCUCUCUUUCAAGCAUAACCAGCAGCCGCACAGCGGCGCAUGAUGUAGACAUUGGACUCAUGAAAUGAUGUCGGUGUGCGAGUGAUUGGCAAUCAUUCCUAAAUUUCGACACAUUUCAUGAGAUAGGUCAUUGACUGUAUAAGAAAAAAAUCCUUGCAAGCGGCAUCGCUUAAUUCCUCUUUGCUGCAGAACUGUUUUGUAUGUUUAACCCUUGAGGACUGCGGCGUAAAGGAUUUAACGUCAUAAAUCCUGAUUCCGUUACGAACAGGUGACCGCAAGACGAUAGUUCACCAGCAACUUGAACUUAUUCGUGCGAUCUAAAUCCAUCGGCGCAGCAGGCCAACGUCUGCCAUCGAGGCUGCACACAUGUAUGUAGUGACAUGUAAGUCCGUUUUGUUUUAAUAAGUUACAAUACGCUUUGACACAACUUUGAAUAAGAAUAAGAACACGCACGUACACUUUUACCUGCUGACGACUUUGUUCUUAUUUACUAGUUUGUAACUGUUGGGAUACUGCUAUUUUCGUUUGCCGUAUAGCCUACUCGCUGUGCCCAACUAAUGGGUUUGUCUCUUACAUGUAGUAAGCACACUGUCCAUUUGCGAGAUCCAAGUGCGUCCGCAAGAGUCCGAUCGAAACAAAUUUUCAUCCGAGGUGCUCGAAAAAAAUAAUUAAUACCACGACUAUUACGUGUUUGUAGUCUUCAGAGAAGUCAAAGUUCGAAUGCAGGAGUUUUGAACAGACAGACAAACAAACGAACAGAAGAAGAUGGAAAGAAAAAAGGACGUGGCGGAGAGGCCUUCGUGAAAUUCCACAGCGCCUGUUGCUUCUCUUCCUGCAGAAGAGUGUUUUGGCACACUUUCCUGACGUGAUAUCCGUCCAGGCACCCAAAAAAGGUAUUGCCAGCUGGCAAGCCCAGCUGUUGCGCUAACCCGUCCCCCCUUGGGUACAGAAACCAGACAACUGCGAAUUUGGUGUCCGUAACUGGGUCAAGGUCACUGCACACAGGCCUCCUCCGCUCCUUGCGGUAAACAAAGAUGAUCCGCGUCUACGCGAGACGUGAGGCGGGGGGGGGGAGGGGAGAGGGGAAUUGGGGUACAAAUGUGCAGUCUGCAAGUCUUGGCGCUUCUUUGCAUUUUGACAAAUUUUAAGGUGGAUGUACGUAACGAGCGUCUGCGUGUCCAAUGGGAACACAAGCUCACUAAAAGUCAACAAAGCUAGUAUCCAGGCUGGGAAAUUGGCCAUAGGAAUCACACCGAACGAACCUUGGAGAAAUUGAGGAGGAAGUAGUGUUAGCUGAGGGGUCAUGAAUGACGAACAGAAACGGUGAUGAGUACAACCUACACGGGAUCUGCUGGACGCAGCACAAACCAAUCCAAACUCAGUGCUUUUAUCAGUAGAAGCGGUAAGACGUUGAUGAUAGGGCUACGGGUAGGGGGCGCUCACCGAUCGUCCUUGCGCAACUCACUCGUUCCGUUGUGCCUUAUGGGCUCUCUCUCUCUCUUGAGCCCAACCAGCAACUGCACAGCGACGCAUGAUAUAGGCAGCAUGUUGUUACCGACAAAGACAAGGGAGACUGGUCUCCAAGAUGUCAGUCGCCCUAAGAGAAGUUAUAGGCUUCCCCUAGGCUGAAGGAAUUCAAGCAGGCGGGACGAAAGUGCAGAUUGCAUUAGUUUCAAUAUUUAAUGAAGCCAAUGGACCCCAGUUAAAAUUCCGUUUGUUCUCAGCUUGCAGUAGGCCUGCACAUGAAAGUCAAUUUGGUCUAUGGUAGGUGGCGUAUCCCACGCAAAUUCAGCAGUGUGAUCUCGGUUAGAAAGAUUUACUCAAGUCAGACUCUAAUAUGACUUAUCACAGAGCGUAAACUAAUGAUAUUUCCGUCAUGAUAGGACGCCAGUUUUUGAAUGCAUGUCCUCCAGACAACCUACAUGAAUCCCAGUCGUUAGAAGCAGCGGCUCAAGCAGUGGUUUUUCCACUGAUUUUUGAUGCCGUUAUAAAUGCAAGCACAUUUUACAGAAAACAUAAACAUAGAUAUCCUUUCCUGUGUUCACCACUGCAGUAACUGAUGUCUUUUUAAACGUUUUUAUCCGAAAAAGUGACAUGUUCUAGUUUUUUGACAAAUUUAUUUCCUACCAUUGCAAUUGCGCAAGGGGUUUCCAACUGUUAAACUGAACACUUGCAAUUUAAGAAUAGUUGUACGUCCCCUUAUUUUAGUAGGCUUUUGAAAUGUUGCUAUGGAGACGAACUACGCCCGCAUAAGGCGUCCUUGUAUGCGGACAACUACGACGUUAGUUGAGUGGCCAUUUCAGGGUCUUGAAAAAUCCCAUAAUUGCGAAGUAUUUUAAAUCGAGAGGUACUUUUCAUCCAGCAGAAAGUCUGAAGAAGACAGUAUUUACUAUAAAGUGAUUACGAGGGCACUUUUCUACUACAAUAUGUUCUGAUUCGAAAGUACACGGAAAGUCGACAGAAAAGGCGUAUACUAGUAAAAUAGUCUUUUUUAGCGAGAGUGUAAUCUUUGCAGGUUGUCGGGAAGUCACGUAAUCAAAAAGUCGGCAUCCUGGUUGGGUCGAAGUAUCCGGCGACUAUGCUGCAAAAUAAUAGAUUUUACGACCCCCACCUAAGUAAUCACUUCAAACCGAAAUCGUGUUCCAAAAUCGCAAUCAACUUUUAACGAGCUACGUCACCUGCCAAUUAUACGAGUCUGUCUUGUAAAUGUUAGUAGAGCCCCACACAAACAAACGCUUUCUUCUAUAAAGUCUCGUUUUUAAACGAUUCACUGAGUUACAGAAAGAGACGGGCUGGUGCGAACUAACCUGAACUGAUUGCAAAACGAAAUGCUAGUGAUUCCAUCUCAAUCUGAAGUGCUAAGCUAGACACCUCGCAGACGACCUAACAGGGACUAGGAAUCAAUACGCCAGAAGGGAUAUCAACAAAAACAAGUCUGCAUGAUAUGGUGUAUUGGUAGCACAUAAGUACAAUUAGCAUUCCAAUAUAGUUUUCGGCAAUACUACCCAGUACGCUGCACUUUGAGUGUGAAAGGGCUUAUAGUUGUUCUGAGCCCAAGCUCCACUCCGCUGGGCUGAGCAGUAGUUUGCCAUCUGAGUCUGGUGGACAGGAGAAGAGAGAGCGUGGUAGAUGCUGCGCAAGUCUACUCUCACCAUAAACCAAUUCACGCACAAGUUAGUAGCGUUGCAUUCCCCAUGCUCUAAGGCAUACGGCGAACGGCGUUACUCACAAGGGUAGAACUGUCGGUUACCUUUGACCUCCGAAUAUUUGUUUGUUUUGGUUGUUAGUGAGUAAGCAGUACAGCUCAUUAAUCCGUCAUUAGGGCUGACAGGUAAUACGACAUUCUCAGUUUCGACUCACCGUGCACUUUGCACGGUCCUUGUUUCGCCCCCGUAGAGGAGUCGUCGGAACAGUCCAAAAAUAAUGUAAUUGCCGCCAAUGCCUCUGACCACUGAGCCACGGGCUCGUUGUCUUGUCGGUUGCGAUCGGGAAUAUACCAUGGUAGAGGGGCACUCACCGAUCGCAACCGACAAGACAACGAGCCCGUGGCUCAGUGGUCAGAGGCGUUGGACUUUUAACAGGUCGCGGAAUUGAAUCCCAGGUAUUCCAUACUUCGAGGUUGGGUAGGACCGGCUGACGCCGGAUAAUUAGCCAGAAAUGACCAUUCCAGUCUCCCUUGUCUUUGUCGGUAAUGCUCUCCUGCCUAUGUCAUGCGCCGCUCUGCGGUUGCUGGUCGGGUUCGAGAGAGAGAGCCCGUAAGGCACAACGGGACGAGUGAGUUCCUUAACGACCAUCGGUGAGCGCCCCUCUACCAUUGAAAGUAGGAUUGUUUGUCGAAAAGAUGAGUUUAAUUUGACCUUCUGAAUUCUCAUGAAUUUAGUUUGAAAGUAACGCGAUCUGACGAUCUCAUAUCGGUGACGUGUGAGAGGUUCGUCCAAGAAUCAUUACCAGACCCUAGGGAGACCCGCGUGACGGUAGAAUUCAUUGAGAAAAACAGGUAAGACAGGGGAAUAGAACCCUCCCCGUAACAUAGGAGGCCUGGCGCUAAAUUCUAGGAAAGAUGCCUAUUCCCACACCCCAUCCUUGACCCUAAACCAUACCCCAGCGUUAACGUUUACAGACAUCGACACUUCGACCGUCUUGACCUACGAGGUCCACCGUGUGCUCCACAGCAGGAUGAGAGUUGGUACAGUUGUAGCAGUUCGCGUCUCCUCGCUCUCCGUCUUUGUCACGCUGCCCUCCUGUCCGCCUCACACUCCUUGUCGAUGCGCUGAUGGGAUGCGCGAGUGCUCGAAGCCAAUCAACGCUGCCCCCACUCUGAUUGGCUGGCGAGAUUGAGACAACGAAGGGCGCACACACGCGCUGACACAACACCUCGAAGGCGGCCACAGGCAACAGCUUGCUUGGAGCGCGCUCGCGGCGACUGCCUACAGAGCCUUUGUGCACACACUUUCCAGGCAGUAAAGUUUGUCCAACUCAAACCGUCUUUCCUGACUUUUGAUUGGGAAUCUUUAUCUUGUCGACCACACAACGACUUUCGACACAGUCACGUGCGCGUGAAUUAGGUUAUAGUGGUAGUAAACUUGCACAGCAUCUACCACGCUUCCGCCUCCUCUCCCUCCUGGACCCGCUGUUAAGACAUAGUCAAGAAGACCGGAGGCGGGAGAGGACGCAGGUGGCUGGCACAGCCGGACCCGCACCUAGGCGUGCCACUACAUCCCCUGGGUCACAACAAAAACUUGAUCAGGGUUGUAGUUCACAAAAGGGGGGACGGCGACGUGGGCCGGCAACUGGGCCUGCCACCACAACCCAAACUUUGGCACUGCCGAUAACUCCUGUCAGAAUCCAUUUUGGUUUUCAAAUUGGUCUGCAACGCACCACAAGUUCGACAGGGUUGUUUGAACUAGCUGAAGUCAUUUUGGCGCGGAUCCCAGAUGGGUCUGGUUUGAUUGUUUACCAGUGAAGAUGUCCGGUGUUCAUUCCCUUCCUGCCGCUCAUACCGCUUCCCCCGCUCUCGCCAUUCGUUCGUCACUCGUCUCGCUUAUCGUCAGCACACCCCCGGCCCUUACCUGCAGUGGCUGACAGCGCUUCACCCCCAACUGGUGUAUAACUGACAUGACACGACUACCUCCCACUCCAAAUUGAUCAUUUGUACAGUACCUCCUUAUUUUCCACUUUUCCUACUCUAUCCUUUUGCUAUCGUCACAUAGAUUUCAUACAUCAAAAAGCCCUUUUCUUAUGACAUCCCGAUAUGCUUAUCUGAUGUGAUGUUUGACAACUCUAUACAGUGUUACAUAACCGGAAAGUAGGAUUGAUUGUCGAAAAGAUGAGUUUACUUUGACCUUCUGAAUUCUCAUGAAUUUAGUUCGAAAGUGACGCGAUCUGACGAUCUCAUAUCGGUGACGUGGGAGAUGUUCGUCCAAGAAUCAUUACCAGACCCUAGAGAGACCCGAGUGACGGUAGAAUUCAUUGAGAAAAACAGGUAAGACAGGGGAAUAGAACCCUCCCCGUAACAUAGGAGGCCUUGUCCUAAAUUCCAGGAAAGAUGCCUAUUCCCACACCCCAUCCUUGACCCUAAACCAUAUCCCAGCGUUAACGUUUACAGACAUCGACAUUUCGACCGUCGUGACCUACGAUGUCCACCGUGUGCUCCACAACAGGGGGAGAGUUGGUACAGUAACUUGCGCGUGAAUCAGGUUAUAGUGGUAGUAAACUUGCCAGCAUCUACCACGCUUCCUCCUCCUCCUCCUCCUCCUCCUCCUCCUCCUCCUCCUCCUAUCCACCUAGACCCGGUGUCAAGGCAUAG
Spirometra erinaceieuropaei is the source of this 29557-nucleotide messenger RNA. The record is from the annotation of a GenBank genome assembly. NCBI's taxonomy places the organism in Eukaryota, Metazoa, Platyhelminthes, Cestoda, Diphyllobothriidea, Diphyllobothriidae.